AUGAAGAAUAUCUUCGCUUGGCGACCCGGUCGCAAGAAGAAGAAAAAGAAGCAAAAUCCCGACAACCCUGACUUUGAACCAGACAUGCCUCCCAGUGAAGACGACGAAGAAGAAGAAGAUGAUGAUGAAGACCACACGGUUGCAGACUCUGGCAACGACGACGACGACUGUUCGGAAACCGGGUCCGAAUUGCGACGACGCCUGGAGAGUAAGGCAUUGGUGGUGGUGAUGUCGAAACCCGCGCCGAAGCCGAGAAGGUCCCUGUUGCUGAACAGACACAGUGUUGCCAAGGUCUCGGAGAGUCAUGAAGAAGAAGAAGACGACGACGAACAACUACAACAGCAAGGACUUGAUAAAAGCUACGAAGAAGAAGAAGACGAAAAUGAUGAUGAUGAAUCCUCUGUAUCGUCGUCGGGGUCGGAAAGCCGAGAGGAAUCCAGUAGUUCUGUGUCCAGGAACAUGAUGAGUGUUAGGGCGGCAAACGUGGGACGAUUGCUGGCGGGAUAUUCGUCGGAUAGCAAUGAAGAUGCGUUGGAUGAUGACAAAUCGUCGGUGGAAAUCUUGCGUAGUAAUUACCAGAAGACUCAUUCAAUGAGUUCUGAGUAUUUCGACGCGGAAUGCGGGACGUCGCCGGAACAGCCGGCGCCGAGUCCGCCACUGCAAGGACUUCCGGCUCGAUCGCCGUCACUGGCGUCCGUUGCCUCGUCCACGUCGUCGACGUUCGCCUCGGAAUUCGCCAUUUCCCUACAGCGUGAAGAGAAGGAACGACAAAAGAAAAUCCUCAGUAAUUUGUCAACCCUGGGAGAGCCGUCAGUGUUGCCAGACCCGCCGACGCCAUUCAAGGACUCUUUCAAGCCCAGUGUGGAAAUCAGCAGCCAGUGCGAGGAAGACGGCGACGAGUCUGACGAAGAACUCAAGUGUCUUUCUAGUCCUUCCCCUGGACCAACAGAAACCGACUACAGUGUUCAU
Molecule: messenger RNA, 969 nt
Organism: Notodromas monacha
Lineage: Eukaryota; Metazoa; Arthropoda; Ostracoda; Podocopida; Cyprididae
Source: the annotation of a GenBank genome assembly